AUGCCCACCACCGAAACCUCACCAUCCCCGGGUCUUGAUGUAAAUAUCAACAACCUCAUCCUCCUUCCCUACCCUGUCCGAGUCGACAACAAAAUACCACCCAAAGUGGCUGCUCGUGAUGCACGCAUGGUUGGGCCACAGGCGAAUCUUUUGCCCGACGGCAAACUCGUCCAGGUGAACGCCCUCGCCGCUCUUUCCCCUCCAAGUCAAGAUGCCAUGCUCCUGCGCGAACCGCCCGACGAUCCACCCCUCGUAGUCCUCGACGUCGCACUCGGGCAGCGCCAUGGGCUUCCCGGCCGCGUCCGUCCUCCCCCACGGCGACACGACCGCCAUGCCCGGGUAGGCCUUGCAGAACUCCCGGCCCAGCGCGAGGCCGCCGGCGCCGCACAGCGCCUCGGGCGUGCCCCCAUCGCCGCGGCCCGGGUAGACGCUGCAGACCUCGGCCAGGACCGUCAGGGCCACGUCGCGCCACGACAGCGCCGACCUGGCCACCGAGUGCGCCGCCAGCUGCUGCAUGUCCAGCAGCGGGUACACGCCCGCGUGGAUCUCGGCGACGUGGCCCUUGUCCUGCACGUCCUCCAGCAGCGCGCCCAGCUGCAGCACCGCGGCCAUCAGCUCCUGCGACGCGGGCGCGUCGUCGUCGUCGUCGUCGCCGCCGGCGCCUCGCACCCCGGCCUCGCUCGUCAUCUGCUCCAUCUCGCCGCUGAGCAGGUUCUGCACCGCCAGCGCCGUCGGCGACGCUCCCGCCGACAGCACGAGCGGCUGCAGCUCCUUGCCGCCCGCCGCCGCCGCCGCCGCCGCCCGCGCCUUGACGACCGCGUCGGCACCCUGCAGCAGCGCGCCGAUCUCAGCGGCCAUCAUGGCGACGGCGGCGGCCCGGCUGUCGCCGGCGUACGAGUGGCCGGCGUGCGAGUACAAGCCACUCAAGACGAUGGCGCCGGCGUCGUGCGCCCGCAGCGCGGCCUGGACCACGGCGGCAAACGCGGCGCUCUCGAGCUGCACGCCCGCCCGCCUGCCGCCCAUGUCGAUCUUGAGGUAGGCGUGCGGGGCGAAGUCGGCACCGGCGGCUCGCGCAAACUCCUCCAGCCGCUCGAGCUGCGCCGGGUGGUCGACCAGGACGGCGACGCUGCCGCGGCCCAGCUCCCUGCCCACGGCCGCCAGGCGCGGCAGCUGGCCCGGCGGCAGCGGCAGGCCGUACAGGACGCUGACGGGCCUCCCGCGCGCGCCGUACUCGCGCAGCAGCGGGAGGAGGAACUCGGCCUCCUCCAGGGUCGAGACGACGAUGCGCGCGGGCCCGUCGUCGCCGACCUGCAGGCGCGUCACCUCGGCCGUCUUGUGCGUCUUGACGUGCGCGCGCCACUGCAGGCCCAGGUCCCGCACGCACGACAGCAUGCGGCCGCAGUUGCGGCGGACCGCGGCCACGUCCAGCACCGCCGCCGGCGUGGGGAGCGACGAGAGCGGCUGCCCUACGUACUGGGACACGAGGGCGUCGCGGGGCGAGGAGGGGUAGAGACGGGGUGGUGGUGGUUGGGACAUGUUAGGGAUGAGGGGCUUGGUUGGUCGCAAUAG
Molecule: messenger RNA, 1569 nt
Organism: Pyricularia pennisetigena
Lineage: Eukaryota; Fungi; Ascomycota; Sordariomycetes; Magnaporthales; Pyriculariaceae
Exons: 2
Coding region: 1-1569 (522 amino acids)
Source: RefSeq, a predicted model, not a curated record